GAAAGAGGACAUGGUGAAAGAGGAGGACGUGGUGGAAGAGGAGGAGGAGGUGGUGAAGGAGGUGGAGGUGGAGAACGACGGCGACAAGGAAGGGGAAGAGCAAGGGCAUGAAGACAGUCAGUCUCGGAUGAAAUUCGAGCCACUUUAGUUGACCAUGUCCUUGUCCAUGGGAUGACUAUGAGGGAGGCUGGGCAACGAGUACAACCAAAUUUGAGUCGCUUCACUGUUGCCUCCAUCAUCAGAACCUUCAGAGAGGAAAACAGGACACAGAGACGACCACCUGGUGGAGGCAGGUUAAGGCUUUUGUCGGAGGAGCAAGAGAGGGAACUUGUAAACAUGGUAAUUGCAAAUAAUGUAAUCCGCCUGCAAGAGAUUCAAAGGAGAGUGAUUGAGGAUGAUCAUCUUUUUCGAGGCAUAAAUGCCAUCAGCCUCUCCACAAUUGACCGCAUCCUCCGAAAGAAUCAAUUCCGGAUGAAACAGGCAUACCGAGUCCCUUUCGAACGAAACUCUGACAGAGUGAAAAACCAACGUGUGGAAUAUGUUCAGAGAAUCUUUGAGAUUGAAGGACGGCCUGUUCCCCAUGAAAUGAUCUUUGUGGAUGAGGCAGGUUUUAACCUGACCAAAAGAAGGAAAAGGGGGAGGAACAUAAUUGGCCAUCGGGCUAUUGUAAAUGUCCCUGGUCAGCGUGGGGGGAAUGUCACUAUGUGCGCAGCCAUCAGCCAACGAGGGGUACUCCACCGCCAUGCCGUACUAGGACCCUAUAACACUAUGCUUCUCCUUGCUUUUCUUGAUGGUUUAAGACAACAUAUGUUCCAGCUGGACUACAGGGAACCAGCACAGCCAGAGCAGCCUCACUACGUUGUUGUGUGGGAUAACGUCAGCUUCCAUCGCGCUGCUCUGGUUCGUGACUGGUUUACCAAUAACCCAAGGUUUUCUAAUAUCUUUCUGCCUGCAUACUCCCCCUUUCUAAACCCGAUAGAGGAGUUAUUUUCGGCAUGGCGGUGGAAAGUGUAUGACCGAGAACCUUAUGUCCGUGUUCACCUCCUUCAGGCCAUGGAAGAGGCCUGCCUAGACAUAUCAGUAGAUGCAUGCCAGGGGUGGAUCAGGCAUGCAAGAGGAUUUUACCCCCGCUGCCUGGCUGGGGCCAAUAUAGCCUGUGAUGUGGAUGAGAUUCUCUGGCCUGACCCAGACCAAAGACAAGAUGCUGUGGUGGGAUAAUGUUUCUGGUGUGUGUUGUACUGUAUAGUACAUGAAUGACAAUGUGCCACUGUACAUACAUUGGUUGCGUCUUUUGUGUUUAUCAUGUGACAAGGGUUUUGAAGGGGAGAACCAUAAGCAACCUAAUUGUUUUGGAACUAUUGUUUUGAAUUAAUUGUACCAGUGUGCAAAA
This is a messenger RNA of Oreochromis niloticus (Nile tilapia), 1390 nucleotides long. RefSeq lists its product as uncharacterized. The coding region runs from base 172 to 1218 and encodes 348 amino acids. Gene Ontology annotation, molecular function: nucleic acid binding. The transcript is spliced from 3 exons. Lineage: Eukaryota; Metazoa; Chordata; Actinopteri; Cichliformes; Cichlidae. The record is from RefSeq and is a predicted model, not a curated record.